AUGCACUUAAUCCAGGUGUUAUUAAACGUUAUCUAUGGAGACACGGCUCUUCGUUUAUACGAACAACUUGUCCUGCAUUAACAGCAAUGGAGUAUGUGGAUUGCCAUUUUUAUAAUUGGGCCUUGGAGGAGUUCAAAUAUCCUUGGCCAACGCCGGACAUGCAGAUCUACAAGGACUACUGGCCAUGUGGCCUUGAGAGAAAUAUAAAAAAUACGCCCGUUAAACACGCGGUCUUCGUGCAGUGUUUGAAUGCGAGCUUUGGGGGCAUAGCGGAAGCAGAAUGGAUGAUGGACAUGGUCUCGAUUCACCCGGUCGUUGUGGGCAUUGUGGCUGGACUCGACCUGACCAGUCCAGAUCUGGAUUCGGUUAUCACUUCGCUCAAGGCAAAGGGUUGUUUAAAAGGGGCAAGACAUCUCCUAAAUUUCGAGGCAGACGAUUGGUUGACGCGAGAUGACGUCAACAGAGGACUCGAUACCCUGGCUAAACAUGACCUCACAUUUGACCUGGCUAUAAGGCACGAAAACCUUCCAUUGAUCUCCACCGUAGUCGCAAAACAUCCAAGCCUCCGAUUCAUUUUAAACCACAUUGCCGAACCAAACUUUUCAGAGGGUAGGACGACGGGCUGGUGGGAUGACAUGGAACAGAUUGCCAAAUACCCAAAUGUUUUCUGCAAAAUAUCUGGAUUGAUUGCUGAGGACAAGAAAGACACGUGGAAGGCCAUUGACUAUCAACCUUUCAUCGAUCACGUUCUCUCGGUUUUUGGAGUAGACAGAUGUGUGUUUGGAUCAGACUGGCCCGUUUUCGAAAAUGCUGGGGUCACCUAUGAAGAAAACCUGGCCAAUACAGAAAAACUCCUGGCAAAACUCGGCCCAAAUGACAGAUUGAAGAUAUUUCGGGAAAACGCAAUCAGAGUUUAUAAACUGGAUUUGUAAUGUGCACAUAUUCAUACAUUUGGCUUCAUUGAGAAAGUAACCUUAUGAAUAAAUGUGCGCAUAUUGUAAAUAUAUUUGAAAUUCCUAAUCUCAUUCCGUUUGCAAAAAAUGCAAUGACUUUGAUCUAACCUGUUGUUGACCCCUUUUUAUGACCGGGACGCAACGAAUUUGUAUUGCAAGUAAUCUUUCGUGUCAUAUGUUCCAUGCUACUCACGGUAAGUUGUAACAAAUCCAUAUGAUGAUGGAAAGUAUUCCAUGGGUGACCUUUCUGCUUAAUAACUUCAUCUGAACAUGAAAACAAACCACGUUUAUCCGGAAGAAGUAUUGACAUUGUAUUUUUUGGCAGAGUUGAUCGACCGUUGUUUUAUCAUUUAAUCGAUUUCUUUCAUUUUGUUUUAUAAAUAUCACUUGAAUUUGGCAUGCAUUCUGCUAGAUUUGUUGUCUUUACGUUAAAAUAAAACAUACAUGUUGCAUAUUAAAAGUCUUAAAGUA
This is a messenger RNA of Mya arenaria, 1424 nucleotides long. RefSeq lists its product as uncharacterized. The coding region runs from base 87 to 932 and encodes 281 amino acids. The record is from RefSeq and is a predicted model, not a curated record. Gene Ontology annotation, molecular function: hydrolase activity. Lineage: Eukaryota; Metazoa; Mollusca; Bivalvia; Myida; Myidae. The transcript is spliced from 7 exons.